GGUUAGUUAGCCAAAACUUUUCUAAUUGAGAGCAACUUGAGGUUAGAGGGGACAAAGAGAAAAGAGAUUGAGAGAGAAGAAAUUGGGAUCAUCAUUCAACAGUUACAAGAGGGUCUAGAGAGUUAAACCAGAAUCUGCAGAGUUACAGAAUCCGAACCGUCUUACUUGGCUGCCACAAAGAGUAAGAGAAAACUUGACCAGUUCCUUAAAGGUAGAAACUACCUUGGCGCUUCUGGAAUGGCUACUAGGACAUCUGAUGAUCAUCGAGUCAAGAGAAUUUGUACUGGCCAUUCUGUCUCAUGCUUAACCAACACAAAUGAAAACAAUCAAAUCUUCAAACCACAGCCUGUCUGUAACUCAAACAGUUCUGGAAGUUUGUUGACAAUUGAGGAUGAAUAUAAACUGAAGCCAGCUUAUGAUUUGACCAUUCUGGAUGAUAUGAGAAAAUAUGGUCCAUCCUGCAAAAUUUAUCCUGCCUCCUCCUUAAUGGAUUCCGAUGAAUCAGCCCAUGGUUGGACCAUUGUGGAUGAUAUGGAACAAUAUGGUAACUCCUGCAAGGAGUUUUCUACCUCUGCCUUAAUUGAUAAAGAUGAGUCAGCCCAUGGUUCAAACAAGUUAACUCCAGAAUACUCCAACCUUUGUAAUGCAACCUCUACGAAUGUUAAUGAUUCAGUCAAUAGUUCGGAUUCUUCAAGUUUAGAUGAGUGUGAUUCAGAACUCGAAAGAGCUUUGAGGUUAUUGAUUUCCAGUGAUGAUGAUCUUCCAAGAUCUACUCCUUCAGCUCACUCUUCAUCUUCACUGAGGUCGAGCAAUAGAAAUUCAAAGGCUGCAGAAAUAUUGAGAUUGCUCUUCUCAGAUGGUCAGUACUUUCGAAAGUCUGUUCCAAUUGGGCCUGGUUUUCAGGCUGAAGUUCCUGAGUGGACAGGUCCUGUCAAUAGGAAAAAUCGUUACGUUGGUGAUGCUUCAAAGAAGUGGUUGGGCACUCGAAUGUAUCCCAUCAAACGGUUAAAAAAUGCAGGAGCUGAUACAAAAUCGAUUGGGAAGGGGAGACCUGACUCUUGUUCUUGUGUCUCUCCUGGAUCUGCUGGUUGUGUCAAACACCACAUCGAUGAAGCGAGACUCCGUUUGCAAGCCGAAAUUGGUCCUGCAUUCCGGACUUGGAAGUUUGAUGAAAUGGGAGAAUUUGCCUCGAAGUCAUGGACUUUGAAAGAACAAAGUACCUUCGAAUCUCUAGUGAGAAAGAAUCCGCUAUCAAAUGAAGCAAGCUUUUGGAAGCUUGCCUUUAAGCGUUUUCCUAAUAAAUGCAGGAAAAGCAUUGUGAGUUAUUACAAUAACGUGUUCAUAACUAGACGCAUGAGCCUCCAGACUAGGUCUUCUGUUGAUGAAAUUGAUAGUGAUGAUGACUAGGCAAAGGAAAUAGGAGAUUUGGUUCAUGCAUUUUACUUGAAUUUCAGUUGUAGCCAUAGUGUUUUAUAGGGCGAUCUUUGGUCGAUGUGGUUACAAAAUGUACAGUUUUAUUCGCAAUCCUA
This is a messenger RNA of Rosa rugosa (rugosa rose), 1529 nucleotides long. Its product is annotated as AT-rich interactive domain-containing protein 2-like. NCBI's taxonomy places the organism in Eukaryota, Viridiplantae, Streptophyta, Magnoliopsida, Rosales, Rosaceae. The transcript has 3 exons. Bases 238 to 1407 code for a protein of 389 amino acids. The record is from RefSeq and is a predicted model, not a curated record.